Hemibagrus wyckioides is the source of this 1623-nucleotide messenger RNA. It is a transcript of the gene chga, whose product is annotated as chromogranin A. The record is from RefSeq and is a predicted model, not a curated record. Gene Ontology annotation, cellular component: chromaffin granule. Bases 305 to 1180 code for a protein of 291 amino acids. Gene Ontology annotation, biological process: defense response to bacterium; negative regulation of catecholamine secretion; negative regulation of insulin secretion. The transcript is spliced from 8 exons. Lineage: Eukaryota; Metazoa; Chordata; Actinopteri; Siluriformes; Bagridae.
UAGCUUGUGAGGUGUGUGUGUAUGUGUGCGUGCGAGAGAGUGAUCGUGUGUGUUGUGUGUGUGUGUGCGCGCGCGCUCGGUGUGUGAGUGGUGCUGAUGCUGAUGCUGAUGUUGAUGCUGAUGCUGAUGCUGAUGCUGAUGUUGAUGCUGAUGUUUAGCUCCAGCAUGCAGCCGUAAUUCAUCAGAGAGAGAGAGAGAGAGAGAGAGAGAGAGAGAAUUAAAGCUCGGUUCUGGGUUCUCGGCUUCGGGUUCUAGCUGUGUUCCAGAGGUUCUGUGGUGAAUAAACCUCCUCACAUCAGGAGUCAUGAGAGCUCCGAGAUGCGCUCUGCUUCUGCUCGUGCUGCUCCAGUGCGUUUCCUCUCUGCCCGUGACACGCUCUCACCUGGAGCAGGAGGACGUGAAGGUGAUUAAGUGUAUCGUGGAGGUGCUGGCUGAUGUUCUGGGCAAACCUCCCUCCCUCCCCGUGUCUCAGCAGUGUCUGGAAACCCUCAGGACCGAUGACAGGCUAGUGACCGUGUUGCGUCACCGGAACUUCCUCCAGGAGCUGCAGGACAUCGCUGGAGAAGGAGCCAAUGAGAGAUCGGAGAAGAGACUCGAGGACACUUCUGACCACGUUCAGGAUCUCCAGGAGCCUGCAGAUCAGUCGAUGCUGAUGGCCGUCCUGACCCCGGGAGAGACUCUGGAGGAGAGAGGAGCAGAGGAGGAGAAGGAACACCAGUCACAGGAGAAUGACAUCAUCGCCAGCCACGAGGAGGAUGAGAAGGAAGAGCAUGCUGUGAUGAAGAAAACAGAAAACAGUGAUGAAGAGGAAGAAGCAGACGAGGCAGGAGCAGCUGGAGCUCCAGAUCAUAGGCGUGUGGAGGAGGAGGAGCAGGAGGAGCCUGUGGAGAGGCGUAGAGCCGGUGUGGGACAGCAGAGAGACUGGAGUCGGAGCAGAGAGACGGUCCACCGUAGGGCUUACGGUCAGCAGGAGGCACUGCACCACUCCAAGGAGGCGUGGAAGAGUCCUGAGGAGGAGGAGCUCCAGAUGAUGGCAGGAAGAGAACCUGAGGAGCGCAGAGACACGGAGGAGGGCAGCGCCACCAAGAAGACUGAGGACACUGAGAUGGAGAGUUUGGCAGUGAUGGAGAACGAGUUGGAGAACAUGGCUCAGAAACUCCACAAGCUGCGACACGGCUGAAACACGCCAGUGUUCCUCCUCAUCCUCACCUCCAGAGGAACCUGCUGCUUAUUUACACACACACACACACACACACACACACACACACACAGCAUAAACACAUUCAGCAUUCAGGACAUGACCUGCUCCUGCUUCAGCUUCACCUCUGCCUCACUCGCUUACUGAAGAACACCACACAUUAAAACACCACAAGAUUAUUAUUAUUAUUAUUAAUAAUAAUAAUAAUAAUAAUAAUAUUAUUAUUAUUAUUAUUAUUAUUAUUAUUAUUAUUAUUAUUAUUAUUAUUAUUAUUAUUAAUCAGUGAAGAGAAGGAGGAGUACAUUUCUACACAGCCGCAUGUGUUCUUUCAAAAAUGCAAUAAUAUUUUUAUUUCAAUAGAAUUGAAGUGGAAUUUCAGCUGGGGUUUAUUUUAGACAAAUAAAGAUUGAGAGAGUUCUCAGUGA